AUGGUGAAAGCUGUAAUCCUUGGUGCCGCUGGUGGAAUUGGUCAACCUCUCUCGCUUUUAUUGAAGUUAAACGAAACAGUCACGGAGUUGGCUUUAUAUGAUAUCGUUAACAGUCCUGGUGUUGCCGCUGAUUUGGGUCAUAUUAACACCCCAGCUAAGGUGACUGGCUAUCUUCCGCCUAAAGAAAAAAAUGCGCCUAAUGACGGCUUAAAAAAUGCCUUGACGGGUGCACAUAUCAUCAUCAUUCCGGCUGGCGUUCCAAGAAAGCCUGGCAUGACAAGAGACGACUUAUUCAAGAUCAAUGCAGGCAUUGUACGUGAUCUGGCUACUGGGAUCGCCCAAUAUUCUCCUAAAGCAUUUAUUCUGAUCAUAUCUAAUCCUGUCAACUCUACUACACCAAUCGUUGCUGAAGUUCUCAAGAAACAUAAUGUAUUCGAUCCAAAAAAAUUAUUUGGUGUGACGACAUUAGAUCUUGUUCGUGCUUCUACUUUCACUGGUGAAAUAUCUGGACAUGAUUCACGUGAUAUUCGUGUUCCAGUUGUUGGUGGACAUAGUGGAAUUACUAUUAUUCCAUUACUUUCCAAAAUCUCCCCGUCAUAUUCGUUCUCUAAAGAACAAAUUGACUCGCUCACGAAUAGAAUUCAGUAUGGUGGUGAUGAAGUAGUUAAAGCUAAGGAUGGAGCUGGCUCUGCAACUCUUUCUAUGGCUCAGGCUGGUGCUCGAUUUGCUGAUGCAAUUUUGAAAGCCUCAGUUAAAGGGGAAGCUAGACUCAUUGAAGUAUCUUACGUCCAUCUUGAUGCGGAUAAAGAUGGAGGCGAUAAAAUCAGGGCCACAGUUGGCUUGGAUUAUUUUUCGUCGACUAUUGAAUUAGGGACAAAUGGCAUUACCAAAAUCCAUCCAUUAGAAAAUUUAACUGCAUUCGAGGACUCACUACUUAAAGCUGCAAUUCCAGAACUUCGUGAAAACAUCAAUAAAGGUGUCGCAUUCAUCAAGGAAGACUCGAAACUGUAA
This is a messenger RNA of Ambispora gerdemannii, 1011 nucleotides long. NCBI's taxonomy places the organism in Eukaryota, Fungi, Glomeromycota, Glomeromycetes, Archaeosporales, Ambisporaceae. The record is from the annotation of a GenBank genome assembly.